This is a messenger RNA of Schizophyllum commune H4-8, 911 nucleotides long. RefSeq lists its product as uncharacterized. The record is from RefSeq and is a predicted model, not a curated record. The transcript is spliced from 3 exons. NCBI's taxonomy places the organism in Eukaryota, Fungi, Basidiomycota, Agaricomycetes, Agaricales, Schizophyllaceae. The coding region runs from base 18 to 797 and encodes 259 amino acids.
GAACUUAGACCUUCAAGAUGAACAACCAUAUAUUCAUGUCUACACAGCUGCCACCGGAGUAUCGCCAUGGAGAAAAACUCUUCGUGCUCACACGCGAUGUAUGCGCCCCCUUUUCGCGCGCCUUCGAUGUCCUGCCGAACGAAUUGGAUCCCGAGGGACAGAUGGCUAGAUCUGUUCAGGCCGCAAUGUGGCCAGUCGCCGUCUAUCUUGACCAUAUCACCGAGAUGUGGGGUGCCCUCCACAGCGCGUACUUGGGAAUUCGCGACGCCAUAAUAUCAUCGGAGCAGGAGGCACUUAAAUUCCCCCUCGCUGACUUGACCGCGCAUCAUCGCUCAGUAAUUGAUCAUCUAGACGAGGUCAUAUCAAGCGGGUCGACCCUUGCGGACAGUCUCUUCGAUCUCGAGCGCGAGAUUGUCGCCUUUUUCUCCGACCCCCCAGGCAUUCGAUCUCUCAUCAACCGCUACCGGCAAGAACUGGUAGGCUCCACCUUGCUAGAAAGCAGAAAAGACCGCGCGCUUGCCGAACUCCCGCCCCUACUCGCCAGCGCACGUAGCAAUCUACAAGCGGCAACGUCAGAUGCAAUCCAGUUCAGAAUAGAUAUCGAGCAGGCAGUUCAACGCUUCUCCCCUCGGCACCUCGCUGAGAUACGCUACCAACCCCCUCCUGUUCGCAAGCGGGUGGGUGCCAUGGUGGCGGCGAUUGCAAUAAUAUUCAGCAAAUACAAGUGGACCACGAUGCCAGCUCGGUUGACGCUUUACUCCGCCUCAGGCAAGGAGCACUUGCAGUGGUCUCGAUAAUUAAUGCCUUCGUCUUUCAGUAAGAGGACAUAACGUCACUUGUUCCUCAUAGUGUACAUCAUAUGCAUCCAGACAAUGCAGCAAGCCUCAAUGCAUAUGCCCAAUCUUCCUGCG